Closterium sp. NIES-67 is the source of this 2986-nucleotide messenger RNA. The record is from the annotation of a GenBank genome assembly. Lineage: Eukaryota; Viridiplantae; Streptophyta; Zygnematophyceae; Desmidiales; Closteriaceae.
CGCUAACUGGCUUUCACUUCGUCCUCCCUCCCCCUUCUCCUAUUCCCCUUCCUCCCGCCAUUCGCUCCCUUCCGCCAGUCUCCCCCUUCCGCCAACCUCCUCCUUCCAUCACUCUCCCCUCAAGGCGAUCUUCCGCUUCCUCCCCCUCCCGCCAAUCACCCUCGUCUCCCUCGCGUUCGCUCCUAGCCACUCUUCCUCCUGCAGCAUGACUGCUAAAACAGAGUUUGCUACUAACGAGGAUCUGAUCGCAAUGGAUCAGCUAGCAGCUGACCUUGGGGCUACUAGUACAGAUUGCGGAACGGCUACAAUCGAGGAUAACCUGAUUCGCUUAUCUCCGUUAGAUGCAGUGAUGGGUCCUUUUGGAUUCACAAUUCUCUACAUAUUCCCGCCUCCCGAAAAUAAAGGUAGCUUUACCUCCAGGCCAGAUUCCCUUACCGAGUCAACCAAGGAGUUUAGUAAUCGGCCUUAUGACUUAGACCGGCUCCGCUCCUCAUUCAUGGAGUUAAUCGAACAGGAUUACCCGAUAAUGCUCGGCAAAUUGCACGUCGAUCCGGUAACCGGUGUAACGAGCGUGCUACAAACGAGGGAGUGUCUAGCUGCCGGCGCGAAGGCAAUCAGAUUUCUUCAAGAUCCGAUCUCCGCUCUCACAACUGCAGAUGCCAUGGGGUCCCUACCUAUGUCGUUAAUGCCGCCGGAGCGCGAACCGACGGAGUUAAUCUCCGUUAAGACUACUAUUUUAGCGGAUGGCGGAAUGGCGAUCGGAGUGAAUCUCAGCCAUUGUUUGGUGGAUGGAGAGGCGAUGUUCACUUUUAUGAAGACGUGGGGAAUGCGGUACAGAGGGGUGAAUGGCGGUGCAGAGCAGCAGCAGCAGCAUGUAAUUAAUCACGAUAAAUCGCUGCUGUUUGGCAAGGGGAAUGAAUCCAUGUUGCCCCAUCCAGAGUUUAAGGUUCUAGAAUCUUCUCCUGAAUUUGCGCAAGCAGCAGCAGCAUCAGAAGCACCAGCAGCAGCAGACACAGCAGGAUCAUCAGGAGCAGCAGCACCAGCAGCACCAGCAGCAGCACCAGCAGCACCAGCAGCACCAGCAGCAGCACCAGCAGCACCAGCAGCGGCAACAUCAUCAGAAGUAGCAGCAGCAGCAGCAGCAGAAUUAUCACCAGCAGAAACAGCAGCAACAGCACCACCACCAGAAGCAGCUCCUGUGUUCCCUCCGACCUCCCAUUCCAUCUUCCACCUCUCCCCUGAACAGCUCAAGAUGCUCCGAUCCGUUGCAUCCGGGCCGUCGGAUGGCUCUAUCGCAUCAGAGCCGUUGGAUGCCGGAUCGGAAGAUCAACGGACAGAUCAUGACCCUCAAGCAGCGACAUACAUCAGUACCAUUGACUCCCUAUCAGCCUUAAUGCUCCUCCUAAUCUCGCAAGCCCGAGGCCACAAUAAAGGCGUCCGUUUCACAACAGGGGUCAACGGCCGGAGGAGAUUAAUCCCUCAACUACCGCAAAAUUACUGCGGAAACGUCAUUUUCAACGCCCUGUCGAGCUAUUCCGCCUCAGAGCUCAGCGAAACAACUGCAGAUGCACUGCACAUUAUCGCAAGAAAAAUCCGCCAAUCCAUUAUAAGCUGCUCCGAUAAGCACAUGCGCGACGCUAUAGAAUUCCUCGCAGCACAGCCAAACCUCGCAGCCGUGCGAGUGGGGACGGAUUUUUUCUUCGGGGAUGACAUCAUGCUGACGUCAUGGGCGAAUCUAGGCAUGUACGAUGCGGAUUUCGGCUCCAGGCCGUGGUAUGUGGGGGUGCCGAUGCUGCCAUGCUGCGAUGGCAUGGUGGUGGUGAUGGAGGGGAUCCAGGGGGCAGAGGGGCUGGACGUGCUGCUGCUGCUGGAGAGUGAAGCUUCGGAGAGGUUCAAGAGGCUGUGGAAUGCAGUCCCAUUCUGGCAGUGAUAUCAACAGAUUCUGAAUCUAGGGGAUUGAGGUCAUUUUUUAGAAUUCUAAAAAAUGACUUAACUGUAAAUAGAUUCUGAAUCUAGGGGAUGGAGGUGCCAGGCCGUGGCACCUAUAUAUGGGGGUCGUGAGUCUCCCAUGCUGCGAUGGCAUGGUGGUGGUGAUGGAUGGGAUACAGGGGGAGGAAGGGCUGGACGUGCUGCUGCUGCUUGGAGCUGGAGCGUCAGAGAGGUUCAAGAGGCUAUGGGCUAAGGUCUCAUUCUGGCAGUAGUACGGUUUUGCCAAACGGAUUCACAGAUGGGGGCUCCCAUGCUGCGAUGGCAUGGUGGUGGUGAUGGAUGGGAUACAGGGGGAGGAAGGGCUGGAUGUGCUGCUGCUGCUUGGAGCUGGAGCGUCAGAGAGGUUGAAGGAACUAUGGGACGAGGUUCCGAUUCUGCAGGGUGUUUUUGAGAACUCUCAAAAACACCCUGCAAAAGCUAUGGGACAAGGUUCCGUUCCAGGCAGGUGGUGGCAUGGUGGUGGCAUGGUGGUGGCAUGGUGGUGGCAUGGUGGUGGCAUGGUGGUGGCAUGGUGGUGGCAGGUGGUGGCAGGUGGUGGCAUGGUGGUGGCAUGGUGGUGGCAUGGUGGUGGCAUGGUGGUGGCAUGGUGGUGGCAUGGUGGUGGCAUGGUGGUGGCAUGGUGGUGGCAUGGUGGUGGCAUGGUGGUUGAAGUGGAGGGGAUCAAGGGAGCAAAGGGGCUGUACGUGUUGCUGCUGCUUGAAGCUGGAGCGUCAGAGCGGUUGAGAAGGCUAUGGGGUUAGGUGAGGUUCCGUCCUGGCAGUGACACAACAUCCUAGAUGGAUGGUGGGAUGAUGGUUGUGGUGAUGGAGGGGAUCCAGGGGGACGUAAGGGGUUGGACGUGCUGCUGCUGCUGCUGCUGCUUGAAGCUGGAGUCUCAGAGAUGUCCAAACAGCUGUGGGGUGACAACCCGUUUCUGUGCUGAUGUGAAUCAGGUCGCAUAGUACAGUACAGUGCAGCUACAGUGGAUAAGUAUCUUCAAUCAAUUGGUAAUGUAUGU